Molecule: messenger RNA, 798 nt
Organism: Ooceraea biroi (clonal raider ant)
Lineage: Eukaryota; Metazoa; Arthropoda; Insecta; Hymenoptera; Formicidae
Gene: RpI12
Product: RNA polymerase I subunit RpI12
Biological process (GO): DNA-templated transcription; termination of RNA polymerase I transcription
Cellular component (GO): RNA polymerase I complex
Molecular function (GO): nucleic acid binding; zinc ion binding
Source: RefSeq, a predicted model, not a curated record
GCAGAGCGAAGGGGUGUGUUGCAUCAUAACGGAUCACAACAAAUUAAUUCUGCACGCCAGAUAGAUACACAUGGAACGAUGGAAGUAUCCGAGAACAACAGCUUGAAUUGUACGCAAAAGGAUAAUGCGAAGAAAGAAUCGAUUUCCUUUAACCAGGGUUUCAGCCUGUAUAAUACCAGAGAGAAACCUGAGAGCGGCCACCAGCCUCCCACCACAGACAACAGCACACGGCGGCAACUCAUCCGAGCGCUCACCGUGCCCAACGUUGCUCGACUUCAGUGAUCGACGGGAACUGGUGUUUUGCAACGUGGCGCGGCCGUUGUCAAUUCGUUUACGCUCGGAAAUACGCAGAAAAGUGCUCGCACCGCCAAAAUGCCCAACUCUGCCUUUAACGUACCACCUGGCUUCUGUUCGGAUUGCGGCUCGAUUCUGCCCAUAAGCAAGCAAGGACCAAUCGUGUGUUAUGCCUGCAAAAGGCAGUGGGGUCCUGAAGUUUUGGGCGACAUGGCGAUAACGUACACGAUUCACAUGAACUCAACAAACACGUACCAGACAGCAAAGGAUUCCAAUGACAGUGAGGAUGAAGCUGAGGGGCCAGUCAUUGACCGAAGGUGUCCGCAGUGCCAGAACGACAAAAUGUCGUAUGCAACGCUGCAACUGAGGUCCGCCGAUGAAGGGCAGACUGUAUUCUACACGUGUACCAAGUGCAAGUACAAGGAAACGGAGAAUUCGUAGCUCAACGUUAUGUAUUAUAUUUUGUAUUAUACACGUUUUAUAUAAAGCAUUAUUAUAGUAGCU